GCCAGUCCAUAUCUAUAAGGUCUAUGGUUCUAUGAGUAUAUGUUCUGUGGAUGGGCCCGUCAUACGUCUAAUACGUCAAACAUGGCGGAACUGAUCGCGAUUCCUUUGAAGAAACCUUCGGAUGUCGAUGUGGUAAAGCCGCUUACCAAUGUCAUCAGGUCGACAUACAGUGGCACGGGCAAGGAUUACGCGGACGCUAUUGCGGAGUUCAGCAAAUUGCGGAAUAAUGCUCUAUGGCGUGCCUUUGAGAAAUAUGAGAGCUCAUUACAGGUUAUCUAUAGCUACUAUGAUCAGUUAUGUGCUCUGGAAGGAAAAAUCCCUGCUCACGAAUUGCAAAUACCAUUCAAAUGGAAAGAUGCCUUUGAUCGUACAAUUUUUGGAGGAAAACUUAGUUUAACUAUUACUACAUUGGCAUAUGAAAAAGUAUGUGUACUAUUCAAUAUUGCUGCCUUACAAAGUUCAGUGGCAGCUACACAAUCCUUAGACAGUGAUGAAGGACUAAAAUUGUCAGCCAAAUUAUUUCAGCAAUCAGCUGGAAUAUUUAAUUAUCUGAAAGGAAACGUUAUGAUGGCAAUUCAACAAGAACCCACACCUGAUAUUAGUCCAGAAACUCUUGGAGCAUUGAGUGCGUUAAUGCUCGCGCAAGGACAAGAAAUAUUUGUACACAAAGCGAUACACGAUUCUAUGAAAGAUGGCAUCAUUGCUAGAUUAGCAGCACAAGCAGAAGAACUGUAUGCAGAUGCUCUGAAAUUAUUCCAAAAGGAAAUUUUCCGUGCGUUUUGGGAUAAGGAAUGGGUACCAUUGAUCGCGGGUAAACAAGCUGGUUAUCGUGCUAUGGCUGAAUACUAUCAAUCACUUGUAUGCAAGAAUAACAAAUCGAUUGGAGAAGAAAUUGCCAGAUUGGAGCAUGCUGUGGAGCUAUUCAAAGCUGCUCAACAGAGAUCGAAUAAACCGAGUUUAUUCCAAGACUAUGCCAACAAAGCACAAAGAAAUUUAACGGAAGUGAAAAAAGACAAUGAUUUUAUAUAUCAUGAAAGGAUUCCAGAUAUCAAAAAUGUAGAAGCUAUAGGAAAAGCUAGUGUCGCCAAGUUGCUUCCACUACCUGAAGUAUUCAGUGCUGACUUUAAAGAUUUAUUUGCCGAACUGUUGCCUCUUAAUGUACGCCACGCAAUGUCGGCCUAUGAGAAUCGCCGUAACGAGCUUGUUAAUUAUGAAAUUUCGAAUCUUCGUGAAAUGACUCAACUUUUAAAUAGCGUUUUAGCAAGUUUGAACUUGCCAGCAGCUAUAGAAGAUACAAGUGGAACGGAAAUACCUCAAUCGCUAUUGGAUAAAGCAGCUCGCGUACGGGAAUCGGGCGGAAUAAAGGCUUUGGAAGCAUCUAUGAAAGAACUGCCGGAUUUGCUGCAGCGUAAUAAAGAACUUUUAGAUGAGGUAAAAAUAUUUCUAGAAAGAAUGCUGCAAGAAGAACGUGAUUCCGACAAUCAACUGAGAGAACAAUUCAAAGAACGCUGGAAGCGAACGCCUAGUGCCCGAUUGACAGAACAGUUUACUAGCAAUUUACAAAAAUACCGCGAAAUUAUCAAUAAUGCAGUUUCUGCUGACAAGGUGGUUCGUGAAAAAUAUGAAAACCAUAAAGAAGGAAUCGAGAUCUUAAGUUUGGAUGAGGAAGAACUUGCCCGUGCUAUUCCGCAAGGUUCAGCUCUUCAAGAAAGUAAUGUCGUUAUACAACUCAGAAAAUUAAUGGAGGAUGUAGCGACAUUAAAAUCUGUACGAGAUACUAUCGAAAACGAAUUUAAAUUCGCUGCCAAUGAUAUGAAGACGACAUUCCUUUCCGCAUUAGCUAAAGAUGGAGCAAUUGAUGAACCAAAUAUAUCUGUCGAGAGCUUAGGAAAAUGUUACGGGCCUUUACAAAAGCAAGUACGAGAAAGUAUAGCGCAACAGGAGGAAUUAAUCGCUAAAAUUCAGAGUUGCCAUGCAGAAUUUACAAACGAGCAAGCUGGUACCGGUAGUGCGCGAGAGGCGAUGCUCUGUAAAUUAGCUUCCGCUUAUGAUGCAUUUAAAGAGCUAAAGAAUAACUUAGUGGAAGGAGCUAAAUUUUACAAUGAUCUAACACAGUUACUUGUGGUUUUCCAAAACAAGAUAUCUGACUUUUGUUUCGCUCGAAAAACUGAAAAGGAGGAACUCUUGAAAGAUUUAACUACGAAUCUGAGCCAAACUGGUCCUGCUGCAACACCAAAUAUUCCAUCUCAUCAUAGUGGUCCGUCGAGUGGAAAUCAAAUGGCAGAAACCGCCGCGGCGGCACCGCAACUGCCUUAUCCAACUCAGUAUCAAGGUGGUAUGCCUAUACCUUAUGGUGCCUCACCGGCAACGCCGUAUCCAGCGUAUGUUCCUCCACCGAUGCCGACGACGUACAACCCAUAUGCUACAAUGCCAUAUCCUACACAAGGAGGAUACAAUCCUUACCAAGGUAUGCCUCAAGCUCCAUACGGAGGUUAUGCUACAUUACCACGUUAUGGCGGCAACCAACCACCGCAUCAUGGACAAAAUCCAUGGUGAACUACAUGAGCAAGCAGUAUCGGUGUAUACUGCGAUAUUAACGUAUUCAUACAUCUCAUGCAUAUUUUAUAUAUAAAUUCUAAAAAAAGCAGUUAAAAAUCUGCAUUGGGUAACAAUGUUGCAUGUAAUCCAAGGGAACUUGUGUUUAUUACUUGUUACACGUUUCACUGUAUCAUGUUCUUUAUCUAAUACAGAUCAAUUGUUGAUAUUUAAGCUUUAAGCGCCACUUCAUCUAUUUGUGUAGAGGGCUUAUCGAUUUAUAAAUAUAUUUUGUAAAAUAAGA
Messenger RNA from Pogonomyrmex barbatus (red harvester ant), 2839 nucleotides. RefSeq names its product programmed cell death 6-interacting protein-like protein AliX (gene ALiX). Gene Ontology annotation, biological process: mitotic cytokinesis. Gene Ontology annotation, cellular component: endosome. The record is from RefSeq and is a predicted model, not a curated record. NCBI's taxonomy places the organism in Eukaryota, Metazoa, Arthropoda, Insecta, Hymenoptera, Formicidae. Gene Ontology annotation, molecular function: protein binding.